This is a messenger RNA of Neopelma chrysocephalum (saffron-crested tyrant-manakin), 4257 nucleotides long. Its product is annotated as tetraspanin-7-like. NCBI's taxonomy places the organism in Eukaryota, Metazoa, Chordata, Aves, Passeriformes, Pipridae. The transcript has 2 exons. The record is from RefSeq and is a predicted model, not a curated record. Bases 92 to 808 code for a protein of 238 amino acids. Gene Ontology annotation, cellular component: membrane.
CGCCCAGCGGUACCGACGGCACCGACGGCCGAGGUUCCCCAGUACCGUGACCGCCACCGCCCGCCCGCCGGCACCAGGGCCCAAGGGCACCAUGACCCUGCUCAAGCUGUCCCUCAUGGCCUUCAGCUUCGUCUUCUGGGCAGCGGGACUGACCAUGCUCAUCAUCGGCCUCUGGGCCAAGGUGUCUCUGGGCAGCUACCUGGCGCUCUCGGCCAGCGACUAUCCCAGCGCCCCCGCCAUCCUCUUAGCCACCGGCGCCGCCGUCAUCAUCUGGGGCUUCCUGGGAUGCUUCGGCGCCGCCACGGAGCACCGGGGGCUCCUGCGCGCCUACAGCGCGUUCCUGACGGCCGUGCUGGCGGCCGGGCUGGCGGCCGGGCUCUCCGCGCUGCUGUACCGCCAGACCCUGGCGCACGGCUUCCAGGAGGGGCUGCGCCAGGCUCUGUUGGCAUACGGGGAGGACGAGCGGGUGGCGGACGCCCUGGACGCGCUGCAGCGCGCCUUGUCCUGCUGCGGGGUGCAGAGCUACCGCGACUGGCUCGCCUCGCCCUGGGGACUGGAGCAGAACGGGUCGGUGCCGCUCAGUUGCUGCAGGGCCCGCCGGGGCUGCCAGCGCAGCCCGCCCGACGCUCGCAGGCUGCACCGCGACGGCUGCUUCGCCAAGGUGUCGGCCUUCGUCGGCAGCAACAUGUCUUAUGUUGCCACCGCUGCCCUGGGACUGGCACUGCUGCAGCUCAUCGGCAUUGUGCUGGCCUGCUUGCUGGCUGCCCGCGUUCCUGCUGGCCUGCUGGGCACCACCACCCCUCGCUGAGGUCCCCCCACUCCUGUCCCUUGUCCUCUCCAGCUCCCUUCUUUCCCCCAGAACUGAGCGCACCCCACUGGGAAAAUCCUCCCUUCAUAUACACCACUUACACCUGAGCAUCCUCCUCCAGGCUCCAUUUCUCCUCUGGAGCCCGUGUCAGGUGUGUGUCAAUGCUACGGGCAUCUCCACAGCCCUUCAGAAGGGAAGGUGCUGGGAAGGCAUCUCCUGACCUGACCAUGUCCCAGUGCUCCCAUGGAGCCUCACGAUUUUUUCUGCAGAGAGUGGUGGCAGCAUGGACAGACAGGGCUCUGGGGCAGCAGGGACACCUGGGGCAAGGCUGACUGGUUUUCUGGGUGAUGUAAAUACCCAAGACACUGAAAUGUGGGGCAGGAAAGAGGAGAGGGUGUGGGAGAGCAAGAGAGGUCUCUCAACAUUACACCAUAUGAGUAUUCCUUGGAGACUGGAAAAUGGUGUUACUGGAGUGCACGAGGGGCAGGUCUGGUCCAGGGGCACCCAGGUAGCCAUGCCAGAAGCUGACACUGGGAGCUGCUUGAGGGACCGUCCAGCGUCGUGCACCCCAUUGCCGCCAAGAUUUUCCACCAUUGCUGUGAGCGGAUUCAAGCUGCCACGGGUGCUUUUCCUGCUGUGGUGUUUCCAAUGCUGAUCUCGAUCUAAAGGUGGAGCUGCAGCUCUGUUACUCCCUCCUUCAGGAUGUGCCUGUCCUCUUAGCCAGUACGUCGCCGACUAUGUCUUUGCAGGGCUGCAAAGACCGUAAACGCGGGUCCUUGUCAUUCAAGGACGUGGCAAAAGCUGUAGGAUCAGAUUUAACGAGGGGUGGCAAGAGAAGGGAAGGGCUCGUUGCCCUUCAGAAGUUUCUUUUGGACUUUUGAAGUGAACUUCAGGCACAAAGACAUGCCCCUCUUACCCAGCAAACUGGGGAGGAAGAAUUUCAGAAAAGAGCCAGGAACCACAAAGGAACUCCAGGAUGUGGCAUCUCUUAGAAAUGUGACUAGCAAAGCUGUGGAGAAUGGUCAAAUGCCAACAAAUACAAGCAGGGAAAGAAAUCUUGAGUGAAAAAGAUGAGUAUUAGCUUCAUGGGAAGAAUGGUAUAACCUUGGGGGAAAGGGGAUUAACAUCGUCCCUUUUUUCAGAUAUUAGGUGGCUGUUUAGCUGUGAAAAUCACAUUCCAGAUAAAGAGUGCAAUGCGAACAGCCUUCUCAGUCAUUUGGGUAUUCAUCUGCACAAGUGAACCCUGGAAAUUUGUUGAAAAUCUCUCUUUAUAGAGAAAACAAAACUUCAUUUUUAGGAUUGAUGUUUAUUGUUUAUAAUUUACAUAAUAUAUUUUUUCAUUUUUUUUGUAAAUGUCCCUAUAUUUUUUUUAAUUAUGCACUAGUGGAACUCCUGUUAUUUUCUGGAAGUCAUCAUUAUGUUGUACAAUUUUAACAAUGGACAAAAAGUAUAGUUUGUAUAGGUACUUGAGAAAUGAAGUUUAGCAAAUGCUAAGAGCAAAAUAAGUCACUGUUUCAACUCCAAUAAAGUAUUUACAUUUCUGUGUGUCUCCACAUGGUUCAACUAAGUGCAAAUGAAAUGAAGUGUGCAUUGAAAUGUAAAGACAGUAGAACGUUGUAGUUUUUGUUUUUGUUUUUUCCAGAAAUCCAUUAUAGAAGCAAUAAAACAGGUGUUGUGGGGAGUAUGGGAAAGGAACAUGGAAUUGCACUGGGUUUAUUAAAAAAGUAUUCUUUAUUGGAGUCAAUAGGCUCUGAAAAUUUACAAGAAUGUGAUAUUGCUCUUUUUUUUCUCCACUGAUUACUAAAAUUAUUUCUGAUUUUGACCUUUAUUGCUUUGUAUGACAUGUAACAGUCAGUCAGAAUGAAGUACACUGUUAAAACAUAUUCAAGCAAAACCCUUGUGUAGAUAUGCAAUUCAGUGAAUUUGUUCAGGUUUUAAGUUGCUGAGAAUAUCAAAAUAGGAAUGAAACUAAGUUUCAAGCAUACAAUUGUAUGUCUAUAUGAUGGUCCAGUCUGAAUCUGAGGAUGUAAUGAAUAAUUAAAAAUGUAAACCAUCACUGCACUCUUGGCCUCACUGAAAUAGGAUAAACCUUGGCAGUGACAAUGUAAAUGCUAAGUAUACUUAUAUCACCAAAGACUUCAUGGACUGGCUGUGAGUGUUAGUUAAAUGUUUAUUGCCGGUUCCUGGAAUUAACAACAUUAACUUUUGUAGAUGUGUGAAAGAAGUGUCAUUCUUCUCUAAUUAAUUCCCAAAAUAAGAGAUUCCCAGUAGCUCUUUGAGUUGUCCUGAAUUCUUUGUACCCAGUGCCCAAAUCUUACUUUAAUUUUAAAAUUUAUCUAGAUUCAAUGUUAUUUUGUUCUGGAUGGUCAGAAUGACUGUAACUGGAAAAUGUUAGAGUGGACAGUGCUACCUACUGCUUGCUGGAAUAUGUAUUUGUUUUCUGUCAUCCUUUCAAAUUUAAAUUCUCUGAUCAAAAUGACAUAUUACACUAAAAGAUGAGUCCAUGUUUUAAGAAAAGCUAAUAUCAAUUUUAACAUUGCUGGUUAUUCAAAUUAAGUAUAGGAGCAAGCUGUGUUGCAGUUGUAGAAACAAUAGCUCUGUUGUUUGGACAAAGUGAGAUUUAGGAUUAGCAGAGUGGUAAGAUUAGACUCUUGUUAUGAAACAAGGACUAUUUUAUAACAUUGAUCUAGAAUGCCAAGAAUAUAAAUCUUUCAAACUUCAAAAGUGGUUGACAUUUUGUCCAACGCGAAUUAUUUACUGUAGCUGAAAUUCGUGUUACAGAUAAUCAGAACUUAAAAUGGCCUCUAUAACUGAUUGUGAAUUUUUAGAUAAGAGAUGGCUUUCCUGGAGUUAGAAAACUUAAACAAUAACAGUAAGAUUGGGUAGGUCAGAGAAGAAAAAAGAUUACUUUUGUUAAAAUGUAGUUUUUGUGUUUAUGUAUUCAUCUUCUUUAAUGUUAUCUUCUUUCUUCUGAGGAAAAUACAAUCAUGUGCUAUCAUUAAGCAGCUGAUAUUGUAUAAAACUGUUGACAAGAAUAGUACUCAUCUAAGAUUUCCACAGAUAAAUUACAGUAAAGAUGCUCUUUUUCUUAAAUCCAAUAACCUACAGGAGAUUUUGAUAAAUCAGGUGGCAUAGGAACUGAGAAGGAAAUGCAGUGUUUUCCCAGUUGAAUGUUUUGGGUUCCAAUAAAAAGGCAUAUCUAUGGAAAAUCUGGGCACCUAAGAAGUCUUACCGCAGUCUUGUUCUGAAGCACCACAAAAUAUUGGUCAGGAACUUAAAAUAUAAGUCACACAAGUAACAGAAUUCAAUACUUUCUUUUAAUCUGAAAAGACUUUUGACCACUGUAGUUAAUACUUCAUUGGUCAUGCACCCAUUCUGCUCCAAAAUGGUAAAAAUACAUAUUUCUUCUCAGCUCUAUUUGAUUCAAACGCACAAAUUUCACUCUGUUC